Messenger RNA from Cyphellophora attinorum, 2127 nucleotides. Its product is annotated as ATP-binding cassette sub-family D member 2. Gene Ontology annotation, biological process: very long-chain fatty acid catabolic process; fatty acid beta-oxidation; long-chain fatty acid import into peroxisome. NCBI's taxonomy places the organism in Eukaryota, Fungi, Ascomycota, Eurotiomycetes, Chaetothyriales, Cyphellophoraceae. The record is from RefSeq and is a predicted model, not a curated record. The coding region runs from base 1 to 2127 and encodes 708 amino acids. Gene Ontology annotation, molecular function: ATP hydrolysis activity; ABC-type transporter activity; ATP binding. The transcript has a single exon. Gene Ontology annotation, cellular component: peroxisomal membrane.
AUGGCGGCGCAAUCGAAGCUGCUCCCUCCCCGCCGGUCGAUCAGACAACUGAUCUCCGAGUUCACAACGCUGUAUCUCAAGCACAGAACGAAGAUCUCGAGGACAGUAUAUAUCACCCUGGUCAUCGCCCUGAUACACCGCAUACACAAUGCGAUCUCCGAACAGAAGGCCGCGAUGCGGCGGCAGAUCGAGAUACGUGCACAGCAGUCAGCUACCCUAGGAGAGGCGGGCAAAGAACAACAGAAGAGCAAACGAGUCGAGAUCAACAGAGAGUUCUUCCGCAACCUUUUCAGACUGCUCAAGAUUGUGAUACCCGGUAUCAAGAGCAAGGAGUUGCGCUUGAUCCUGAGUCACAGCGUUUUUCUGGUCCUGCGGACACUCCUCUCGCUAUACGUCGCUGAGCUCGAUGGCAAGGUGGUCGGUGCCUUGGUGAAAGGUCGUGGGCGAGAGUUCGCGGUGGGCCUGGUCUGGUGGAUGCUUGUCGCGGUGCCAGCUACGUUCACCAACUCAAUGCUGCAAUAUCACCAGACAAAGCUAGCACUGAGUUACCGGACGAGAUUAACGAACUACGUGCACCACAAAUACCUCAACAACAUGACCUUCUACACACUUUCGGCACUCGACGAUCGGAUCAAGAAUGCUGAUCAGCUCAUAACCGUUGACAUCUCUCGAUUCAGCAACUCGCUUGCAGAGCUCUACUCCAACUUGGCCAAACCAACACUUGAUAUGAUCAUAUACAAUUACUCCCUGUCCAGGUCAGUCGGAGGCGAGGGUCUUUUCACCAUGGCGCUACUGGUGCAAGUGUCAGCAAACGUCAUGAGAGCACUGACCCCACCGUUCGGCAAGUACGUCGCAGAUGAAGCCCGGCUAGAAGGAGAAUUUCGAUUUCAGCAUACUAGGUUGAUCGACUAUAGCGAAGAGAUCGCCCUGUAUGGCGGCCACGAGGCCGAGAAGGACGGACUGGACAAGGGCUACUUCACAUUGAUCAAGCACGUAAACCGCAUAUUACGGCGGCGCUUCUACCAUGGAUUCAUGGAGGACUUUGUCAUCAAGUACUUCUGGGGUGCGCUCGGUCUUGGCCUCUGCGCCGUGCCAGUCUUCUUCAAAGUACCUGGUCAAGAUGCCAUCCGGGCCGCCACCGAUCACACAGAGUCCUUCGUCACUAACAGGAGAAUACUGCUGUCCAGUUCCGAUGCAUUUGGCCGGAUCAUGUUCAGCUAUAAGGAGAUCACCGAAUUGGCUGGAUAUACUUCGAGAGUGGCUGGUCUACUGGACGUUAUGGAUGAUGUGACAGCCGGCCACUUCGAAAAGAAGCUUGUAAGCUCUGCCAGCACAGACGAAAACGCUGCGGUUUUGAAAGGACGCGGACAGAUCGAGGAGGCGAAAGACAUUGAGUUCUCGGGGGUGCCCAUCGUCUCUCCGAACGGAGAUGUUCUGGUCAAAAGUCUUUCGUUUCGGAUUGCGCCUCAAGAGCACUUGCUCAUCGUUGGGCCCAAUGGCUGCGGCAAAUCAUCACUAUUCCGCAUAUUGGGUGGUUUGUGGCCAGUGUAUGGUGGCAGCGUCAGGAAGCCAAGUUUCGACGACAUCUUUUAUAUACCACAAAGACCAUACCUAUCUCGAGGGACACUGAGAGACCAGAUCAUCUACCCUGACUCACUGUACGAAUUCCGUUCAAAGAGCAAGUCAGACGCCGAACUGCUCGACAUCCUGAAGAUCCUCGAGAUCGACUCUGUCGUCCAGCGACCGAACGGAUGGGACAGUGUGGAAGAGUGGCGGGACGUCUUCUCUGGUGGACUUCAGCAACGCAUCGCCAUGGCACGUCUGUUUUACCAUAAGCCCAGAUACGCCAUACUUGACGAAUGCACAAGCUCGGUCACGCUGGAGAUGGAGCGCAAGAUGUAUGAGACCGCCAAAAGUUUAGGCACAACAUUGAUGACCGUCAGCCAUCGGCGCAGUCUGUGGAAGUAUCAUACCAAAAUCCUGCAGUUCGACGGUCAGGGCGGGUACUUCUUCGGUGAUCUUGAUGCUGAGCGGCGCAUUGAGCUUGAGGAUGAGAAGGAUGAGCUCGAGGCGAAGUUGAGGAAUGUUGAAGCUUGGGAAGCACGGGUCAGGGAACUUGAAGGAUGA